Molecule: messenger RNA, 1962 nt
Organism: Zingiber officinale
Lineage: Eukaryota; Viridiplantae; Streptophyta; Magnoliopsida; Zingiberales; Zingiberaceae
Product: methyltransferase-like protein 17, mitochondrial
Exons: 12
Coding region: 90-1628 (512 amino acids)
Biological process (GO): translation
Cellular component (GO): mitochondrial small ribosomal subunit
Molecular function (GO): methyltransferase activity; structural constituent of ribosome
Source: RefSeq, a predicted model, not a curated record
AUGGUUUUUGAUCGUGUGGCAUCCGAUCCACUACCAACUUCAAUCCCUAAUUUCUAAAACCUUCUCCCUCAUCGCUGCCUGCCAUCGAAAUGGCCGCCUCUUUGCUUCCCGAGGUUUCGCCGAAGAUCUUCACCGCAGAAACCCUCCGCGCCGCAGCCAAGCAAUCUCAGGGAAUCCAUCUCAUACCUGUCUCCCUCCGCCGCACCAUCAAGAAAUUCCUCCGAGAGAGGAAGAAUGGCCAUAUGAAUCGAAAGGUGCUGCUUCUCUCGCAGUCUUUCAACAAGAUCAAGUACGCCAACCUCCAGCUCACUGCCUCCGCUUCUCGUGACCUUGUUGAAAACCCGUUCAGGCCCGUCGUGCUUCGUUCUGGUCGGUGGAAGAUUCAGUCUGCUUAUGGGGACAUUGGUGUCAAGUAUAGUGAAGAUGAGACCGUCGCGUACGUCGCCUCCCGCAUGCCUGCCAUAUACUCUGCAUGCCACCGGGUCCUCCGGGAGGUUCGCAGGAGGGUGCCAGAGUUUUCUCCAUCCAAAGUUCUGGACUUUGGUGCUGGUCCAGGCUCAGCUCUUUGGGCAAUGCGCGAGGUUUGGCCUCGUUCUUUAGAAAGAGUUAAUUUGGUAGAACCAUCCAAAUCGAUGCAAAGAGCUGCUCAGAGCCUUUUGCAAGAUUUGAAAGGGCUGCCAAUAAUCCACAGUUAUGAUAGCAUUCAAGCCCUAAAUCGCAGCCUGGAUAAGCAUGACAGAAGACAUGAUCUUGUGAUUUCUUCCUAUGCUCUUGGAGAGAUACCAUCACUAAGUGACAGAAUUACAAUCCUGCGCCAGCUUUGGGACCUUACACAAGAUGUUUUGGUUUUGUUGGAACCUGGGACUCCACAUGGAUCCAAAAUUAUAACCCAAAUGCGUUCAUAUAUCCUCUGGAUGGAGAACAGGAAAUGCCGCAAGAAGCUUGGACUAUCAAAUUCCAUUUCUAGUGAUGUGAAAAGCAUUGUUAGACAAGAUGACAUGCUUAAAGAUGGUGCAUUUGUGGUUGCCCCUUGCCCUCAUGACGGACGCUGUCCUCUGGAGAAUACUGGUAAAUACUGUCAUUUUGUUCAACGACUUGAGAGAACAACAUCACAACGUGCAUACAAGAGGUCGAAAGGCGAGCCACUACGUGGUUUUGAGGAUGAGAAAUUCUGCUUUGUCGCUUUAAGACGUGGCAGCAGACCACAAGCUGGAUGGCCACUUGAUGGUAUGGAAUUUGAGACACUUAAAGAGCGACUGGCUAAGAGAAACCCUGAGGAUCUUAUCAUUGACUUUGAGGAUCAGUUUCCAACAAGGAAUGAUGAAGAGAGUUCAUUUGAAAAUGCACUAGUUCCAUAUGCUUCUGAUACUGCAGAAACCAACUUGUUCCAUCAAAAUGACAAGGAAGACUAUGAUGAAGACGUCCAUGCUAAUCUUGGGAGUGGUUGGGGUCGGAUCAUUUACCCUCCGGUACGGAGGGGAAGGCAAGUACAAAUGGAUGUAUGUAAAUCAACUAAAAGGGAUGGCUCUGAGGGUGCAUUUGAGCAUGUGGUAGUCACACAAAGGAAGAACCCCGAUCUACACCUUCAGGCUCGGAGGUCUCAUUGGGGCGAUCUUUGGCCAUGUUAGAUACGCUUGAAAACUCAAGCCUAGAGUCAUUGCUUCCAGACCAAGGUUAAAUUACGGCUCCUUUUCAGGAUGGAAUUUCAACUGGAGACCAAAUAGAUGGGUGAUUCAGUUACAUGCUUUCUUCCUUGGCCUUUUUGAAUCAAAGAAUGUGAGCACAAAUAGGAUCAACAGAUUUUUCUUCCAAGUUAAGAUUUCAUAUUGUUCCAUUAAAAAUAGACACUAAAAUACAAUAAUCUAUUGGUUUAUUCUCGAACAUUUUGUAAGAUUAUACUGCUAAUAAUAUUUGGAUAUUGUAAAUUUAUUGUAAUUAUUAUGUCAAGUAGAAUUUUACUCA